AUGGUGGCUCCACUGUUAGGCCUGACCUUUCUAUUCCUGUGCAGCCGCCUCGUCACCACAGACACCGAGGUGGUGAAGAUCAAUCACAAAGGAGAGGUGGUGUAUAAAGACAGCAGUGUGUAUGGGGUUGUGGGUAAAGCUGUGAUCCUGGAGUGUGGAACCACGUUACCAGACCUGUACAUAUGGAGCUUCACCAAACCCGGCACAGACGCCAUCAAAGCUGUGGUUUACGAUCUGGGCAAAGGUCCGAGGAUCCAGAAACUGGCCCAGACGCUGGGUCAGCUGUCAAUCAUCUCAAAGAGUGCGGCUGUGAGCAUCGAGAAGCUGCCGCUGUCUGCACACGGCCUGUUCACCUGUCAGGCCUUCUAUGAUAUAGAGAACGAGCCCGUCGUCUACUACUACUAUGUGCACCUCACUGUCAGAGUUCCCGUCAGUAAACCUUACCUCCUGAUGAGUGACGCGUCUCCAGUGGAAGGAUCUACGAUGUGGAUGCGCUGUAACCUGGACAACGGGACCGGGCCGAUCCAGUAUGUGUGGCAGCAUGAAACUCACAGAGGCAAUGUUUCAACCGUUGCCCAGGGAAACAGCAGCGUGAUCAACGUCACCAACGUCAACCGCAACCACACGGGCUGGUACCGCUGUGCUGUCACCAACCCCGUCAACAGUGAGACCUCCAACCGCUUAUGGCUGGACACCAUCUACGGUCCAGACCUUCCUCAGAUCGACGUGACUCCGUACAGCCUGACAGAGCGAGGAUACUCCGCUCUGGAGAGAGAGACGGUCUCUUUACAGUGUCAGGCUCAGUCAAACCCGGUCAGUCAGUACGUCUGGUUCUACAACAACUCACAGGUCUACACUGGGCCUCAGUUCACCAUCACCAAAAUCCUCCGCAUGCACACUGGAGACUACGCCUGCUUGGCACAGAACACGUACCUGAACACCCGCUCCAGAAAAACCAUCAGCCUGACUGUCUACUACCCACCUGACGGAUCCCCGUCGUGCUCUGUGGAGCCCGCUCUGAAUCACACGUCAGUGAGGCUGCUCUGCUCCUGGCCCGGCGGCCUCCCCUCAGCCUCCCUCCACUGGACUGGAGACCUGAAACCAGUGGAUCCAGAAGAGUCCGAGUCAGGGGAGCAAAAACCUCCAGCGUCCAACACGGCCAUCUUUCUGCCACCUGAAGGCUUGACCUCAGGUGGCAGCGUGUAUUCAUGCAGAGGCUCACAUCCAGCUCUGAGACAAGAGACAGAAUGCAGCACACGCACAUAUGUUCCCCCUGCAGAGCCGGUGUGUUUCGCCUAUGUGACGAACAACCGUCAAUAUUUGAUGCUCUCCUGCUCCUGGGAUGGAGGGGCCCCUAAAGCCUUGGUGUGGUGGGAGGGCCCAGGAGGUCAAGGCAAAGGCGGAGAGGAAACCUCCAACGUUCUGAUCCUACGCUACGGCUCUGCUCGCAGUGGGAAACCUUACACCUGCCACGCUAAACAUCCUCUGCUGCAACAAAUUAAGACCUGCAAGCUCACACUGGAGGCCCCAGUGCUGCUCACACAACGCAGAGUAGUGUCCGUGUAUGAAGGGAGUGACGUCCAGCUCACCUGCAACCUGAGAGACAACUACCUACCUGUCACUGAAAUCACAUGGUUCAACAACCAGGGUGUGGGAAUCAGAGACACGUCCAAGUACAGACUGCUGCGAACGUCUGCGUGGGCCAAUCUGACGGUGAGAGACACGGACGAGACUCAGGACAGCGGAGAGUACAGGUGCACCACCUUCAACGCUGUGGGAGGGACUGAAAUCAACGUCACGUUACUGGUCAAGAAACAUCCCAUGCCCCCCAACGCCACCCUGAUCACCGCGAUGUACAACAGCCGGCAGCGGAACGAGGUGGAGCUGGAGUGGCAGGUGCAGGACGAGGAACACGGAGGAUGGACAGGUUUCAUCCUGGAGCACAAAUGGGUGUCGGAGCAACCGGGAAGGAGACGCAGCAACCACUCACAGGAGCCGACACUGGAGAGGAUCGCUCCGCCCCCGUGGUACCGGAACUUCAUCCAGGACCCAGAUGUCAGAGGUCACACGGUGGUGCAGCUCACACCCACCAUGACCUACCAGUUCCGAGUCACUCCUGUGAACCACCGCACCAUCGGACACCCGUCUGCAGCAAAGACUCCAGCGGAACCGAGCUCUAACAUGUAUCCUGCUGUGAUCGGAGCAGCCAUAGGUGGGAUGCUCUUUGCAGCUCUACUCACGGCGCUGCUGCUCGUAUUUAUCAUCCGCAACCGCAACAACAAUCCUCGGCUUCAUGACAUGCUGUUUGGCUCGCAGCACAGCCAGUCGAGAGAAAACAUCAACUUCCCAGAAGAUGAGAUGGUGCGAGGCUCAGGGGGAGGAAUGGAGGAGAUCGGUGGAUCUUCGAGCUCAGGUCCAUCCAUGGCUUUACCCCGGGCUGCCUCACCCCUCACAAUCUCCCCCAUGAGUGCCACCCCCUCCUCCUCCCCCUCCAGCCAUGCUCCUCCACCCGGAGACGACAACGAACCGGUCAACGUCACGAUCACGGUCAAGGCCACAGGCUCUUAGUGCUUUAUCAGACUCAAUACUUUGUAGAACCCUCCACACUUUGACGUUAACGACAGUAACAGUUACAAGUAUCACACC
This is a messenger RNA of Solea senegalensis (Senegalese sole), 2646 nucleotides long. RefSeq names its product V-set and immunoglobulin domain-containing protein 10-like 2. The transcript has 12 exons. Lineage: Eukaryota; Metazoa; Chordata; Actinopteri; Pleuronectiformes; Soleidae. Gene Ontology annotation, molecular function: protein binding. The record is from RefSeq and is a predicted model, not a curated record. The coding region runs from base 1 to 2568 and encodes 855 amino acids.